This is a messenger RNA of Cuculus canorus (common cuckoo), 5105 nucleotides long. RefSeq names its product beta-1,3-galactosyltransferase 2. Lineage: Eukaryota; Metazoa; Chordata; Aves; Cuculiformes; Cuculidae. The record is from RefSeq and is a predicted model, not a curated record. Gene Ontology annotation, molecular function: N-acetyl-beta-D-glucosaminide beta-(1,3)-galactosyltransferase activity. Gene Ontology annotation, cellular component: membrane. The transcript has 4 exons. The coding region runs from base 720 to 2228 and encodes 502 amino acids.
CAUCUGUCAAAGCCCACAUUUAAACUGCAGCCUGCCUGUGCAGCAGCUGAAGAACUACGGAAUGGAUUUUACAGACCAGAAUCCUCAGUUAAAACAGCUCAAAACCCUUUCUAUUACUGCCUAGCAACAAUGAAGGAAGGAAUAGAGGGAAAUCCUAUUACUGAAGGCAGCUGAACCACUACGCGCUAGCCCUCCCUGCUAACAUUAGCAUUAGAAAUAUGGAUACUGAGGAGAGGAGAACACAGCACCGCAUUGUCCGACAAGAGAAACACCAGAUGUAAAAGCUCCAAUAGAUCUGCCGUGAAUGCCAGACAGCCCCGAUCAGAACAGAAACGAGCACUACUGUUCUUUUGUUUGAAGGAUGAACAAAAAGCCCCAAGACAAGGACAACACUUAUCAGCAAGGAAGGUAACACAGCAACGAGCAGACAGAUGGACAGAGCGGAUACUGUGAAAAGCAAUUGCAGGCAGCAGGCUGUUGGGGGAUGUGCGCAUGUUCGAUAGCAUCUAUUUUGCUGAAGUGAUGGCGUGCCAAAACUAUUUUCUGUGGGUAUAAUCCUCGCAUCAUAAAUGGCCUGACCAAGGAAGAGUGAGCCACUUGCAAUUACUCAACAUGAACAAAAGAAAAUGAGUACCAAAGAAUAGCAGGGGAUUCAAAACCAAUUGGAAAAGCAUUUUGCUUGGCCAUUGUCUCAUAUUCCAUCACUGGAUUCUUACAACAUGCUUCAGUGGAGAAGACGGCACUGCUGCUUUGCAAAAAUGACCUGGAAUACCAAGAGGUCUCUGUUCCGCACCCAUCUUAUUGGCCUGAUCUCUCUCGUAUUUCUUUUUGCUAUGUUUCUAUUCUUCAAUCAUCACGACUGGCUGCCAAGCAGGGCCGGAUUCAGAGAAAGCCCUAUAGCUUACACUAUACGAGGAUUUAGAGCUACAAAAAGUGAGACAAACCACAGCUCUUUAAGGAACUUAUGGAAAGACACUGUACCUCACACACUCAGGCCUCAAACAGUGACCAACUCAAACAACACGGAUCUGUCACUGCAAGGAGUAACUGGUUUGGAAAACACACUCAGUGCCAAUGGAAGUAUUUACAACGAAAAAGGUACCAGGCAUCCAACUUCGUAUCAUUUCAAAUACAUCAUCAACGAGCCUGGGAAAUGCCAAGAGAAAAACCCUUUUCUAAUAUUGCUCAUAGCUGCAGAGCCAGGCCAGAUGGAAGCUAGACAAGCUAUUCGACAAACCUGGGGUAAUGAAAGCCUGACACCUGGCAUCCACAUAGUUCGUAUUUUUUUGCUGGGUUUAGGCAUCACGAUGAAUGAAUACCUCCAGCGUACCAUUCUAGAGGAAAGUAGACAGUACCAUGACAUCAUUCAACAAGAAUACUUAGACACCUACUAUAAUUUAACCAUUAAAACUCUGAUGGGCAUGAACUGGGUUGCAUCUUAUUGUCCACGUGUUCCAUACGUUAUGAAAACUGACAGUGACAUGUUCGUCAAUACUGAAUAUUUGAUACACAAGCUUCUGAAACCAGAACUUCCUCCAAGGCACAAUUAUUUCACAGGUUAUUUAAUGAGAGGUUACGCACCUAAUAGGAACAAAGAUAGUAAGUGGUUUAUGCCACCUGAUUUGUAUCCAAGUGAACGUUACCCUGUAUUCUGCUCUGGAACUGGUUAUGUUUUUUCUGGAGAUUUAGCAGAAAAAAUCUUUAAAGUCUCCUUAAGCAUCAGACGUUUACAUUUGGAGGAUGUAUAUGUGGGGAUCUGUCUUGCCAAGUUGCGAAUUGACCCUAUGCCUCCACCCAAUGAGUUUGUCUUCAAUCACUGGCGAGUUUCUUAUUCCAGCUGUAAAUAUAGCCACCUAAUUACCUCCCAUCAGUUCCAACCUAGUGAACUGAUCAAAUACUGGAACCACUUACAACAAAAUAAGCACAAUGCCUGUGCCAAUGCAGCAAAAGAAAAAGCAGGUGGAGACGACCGGGUCAUAACAAGAUUGAGAGUUCCAGACAGCAAUAUGGGCGAGAACAUAACCCAAGCAAUUUUAAAAAUUGAAGCCACAAUGCGUACCACUGAAAAUAAAUUGAGAGGUAUCAUUUGCCCGAGAAAGGAGGAGGAAGAGGAGAAAACUGCCGUUUUUCUACAACUUUUAUCAGUUUAUAACACCAAUAUACUUUUUUUUUUUAAUAAGAGAAUAAGAAAACAAGAAAACUCUGCAAGUUGCCUCACUGGAGGAUAAAGCGUACCGAAGAACAUACAAGCAAGCCUCUGAGGAAAGGUGCAUCCGAACAAGUGCAUUCACCUCAUUGUAGCCCAUUUAACCUUAUCUAAUAUUAAUUGGCAUUUCAACUGUUUAAUACGAAUAUUGGGUGAACCACUCACUCUGAUCUCCCAGAUGCUCAGUGUGGGCAUAAUGGAGGAGUCUCUUUCUCCUUACCUCAUUAGAAAGAGAAGUGGGUGAAACAUGUUUCUCAUCGUAACAUCUUAAGGAUACCAGCUUUUAUAUUGUCUUGCAAUUAAUUCAGCUGGAAAAGAUGAAGAAACUGAGAACAGCGUGAAACCCUUAAAGGUUUGAAAUUUCUCAAGAUGACCAAAAUCAGACUACAGGGGAAAUAGCCAUACUUGCUGCAAGAGAUUAAUCUCUUCAAAUAAGAGUUCUCAAUAAGUAAGUAUUCCCAGCUCUGUUAGCACUUUUUGAAGUUUUGCAUUAAAUAAAAAAAAAUAAAUCAAAAACAUCCAUGCCAUCAUAAAAACAUGCCCUCUCUCCCUCUUUGAAAAACCUUGCCCCCACCACACCUUUUCUUGUGGAAAGAUCAAGUGUUCCCAUAUCUCACUCAAAGUUAAAACCAAGAAAAACUAACUGCCACGAGAAAUCCUUUGUUAAUAAAAUGCCAAACAAGUCACCAAGGAAAACAAAAACCUUGUUGACUGCCUUUACUAAAUAUGUAACACAUCUUGCAUCCAAACAGAGGUCUAAGAAGCAUUUUGAGAAUAAGGGAUAUAUCCUAAGUUUCAUUCAGGAUUUCUAUGUCACCGUCAUCACUUCCAAAAGAAAUGUAAAAUUGGUAUAUAAAAAACCCCACAGCUACACCAUAAUUUAAGCCUCUUGUGUCAUAACAUAUAGGUUGAUGCAAGUUGAUGUAAGAAAAAUUAAACACUGGAAAACACCAUCUGUGACUCAGACAAAAAAUGCAGCAUUGCACUUAAUGCAAAUGCCAGUCUUUUUACAGGCAUUCCUCCAAGGUCCACAUAGGCAUUGAUUUUUGUAGACAUAAAAGUUCAACUCAAUUUCCACCCUUCUGAUUCAAAGAAUAAACUAUUUCCCAUUGCAUCAUCUAUGAAUAAUUUAAAGUAUUGUACUUUAUUGACUUUUUAAAGAAAUGUAGAAUAGGGUAACAUUUUUAUGUGCCAAUAAUUUAAAGAAACAAGAUUAAAAUUCAGAGAUACUCUUAUUGUUACUGAAGACUCUAAAAUAAAAAGUAAAUAUCAAAUACAUACCUACAUAGACAACUAACACAUCUGUUUCUCAAAAAAAAAAAAAUUUAUGCCCUAAGCACACCGAGGCAUACCAAAAGGGGGGAAACCCAAGAACCAACAAACCCACAAAACCCACAUUGUUCCUAUAAAAAUGUUUUUUCAGCAGAAAAGUAUUUUCAGUAGCGCCCCUAUUAAUGUAAUGAGAAAUUCUUGUCUUUCAAAUCUGAAAUUAUUUUAAAAAGGUGAUGCAGCAGAUUACCUCUAUGAUUUCACCGGUUUUGAGAUGGUUUAUCUGUUUUGAAAGUUAACCACAUUACUUAAAAAAAGCUAAUCUUUUCCCUGAAUUCUCAAAAUUGGAAAAAAAUAUAAUUAGAGGAAGAAUGACAGAUAAUCACAAAUCUUCUACUUUACCAAAAUUAUAAUUUAUCGAGAUUUAAAAGAAAUAGUUACUACCAUGUACUAUCCAGCUGUCAAUUAUCCCCUUUGUAAAAGUAGGAAAGUUCCAGCAAAAAAAAAAAGUAGAAAAGAUCCAGCAAAAGUAUAUUCAUUCUAACCAAAAUUCAGCUGAGAAACAGAGGCAGUAAACAACUUCAGAUAUCCAGCUUUAAUUAAUGCUAAUAAACCAAUGACAGCCAAUAAUUUGCCAACAUUCUGCCAAUAAUUUGGAGGUCUGAAGCCCAAGUGAAAUACAAUGCUGCUAUAUUCAUUGAAAACUGCACCAAGUCCCUCAACCAUUUUGAUUUUUUUUUCUCUUCCACCAUUUCCUCAUUUUCUACUAGUAGAAGUUAAACAGUUGGAAUGAUUUAUUGCCCAAAUUUCACGCUAGCAGAGCAGAAUGGAAAAACUAGAAUAAAGUACACAAUUACAUGUCUUCCCGACCCUUCCUCCUAUUCAUCAAAGAAUUUCUCACACAUGUAAACAUACUUUCUCUAACAACUUCUGCACACAUUUCAUAAAUUGAGCAGUACUUCCACAGUGCUUCAAAAGGUAAGACAACUUAUGACAAUCAGGCAAAUACUAAUACUUUACCUUCCAGUUCUGUCAGACAAAUAUCUAUGAAUCUUGUAUUAAAAAAUUAUAAUUGUAAAUGAUUUUACCUGGAAUAAAGAGGUUAUUUCCCCCAUUCCUUAUCACAAUAUUCUCUUCAACUUUUGAGUACUGGUAUAAUACUUGGAUUCAUAAUUUACUUGAUUUACUCAUAUAACAGAUGAAUCCUAGAGUGCCUUUCCUUUCCCACUACGACAUACAAGUGAACUGCAGAUCAGUACGUGCCAUAAUAUUCAUGCUAGGAUACAGCAAAGUGUAAAGUGCUGAAAAUAAAAUACUCACUGGUACAGUCAUUUCAGCCUUUACAACUACGAUCCAGCUUUAUGUUAACAUAAAUUGCAGAGUUGGACAGUACUUAUGCUUUGAAAAUAUGGGCUGAUUCAGCCAUGCCAUAAGGCUGAAUAGCUGGCCCUCACACCAUUUAUGAUAUCCAGAUAUACAGUGCAACAUGCUGGAUAAUUUUCUUUUUUUUCCUGGGACACAGACUAUUGGGCAAAACUAGCUUUAUCUAUUUGUAGAAUGUAUUUUACGCUGCCUUUGUCAGUUAAUUGAGGUGAGAAAUGAUCACGAUGAGAUGUGUUGCCAGAGGGGG